Molecule: messenger RNA, 564 nt
Organism: Sparassis crispa
Lineage: Eukaryota; Fungi; Basidiomycota; Agaricomycetes; Polyporales; Sparassidaceae
Exons: 1
Coding region: 1-564 (187 amino acids)
Source: RefSeq, a predicted model, not a curated record
AUGGUCCUCAGAAUUGCUGGCUGGUUGCUGACUUUCGACCAAGUUCGAACGUGGUUGGAGCUGGGCAGGCGCGACUGCAAGAAUCUCGAGCCUUACGAGCUUUCCGGGGAACUAGAUGAUUGGCUCCUGGAGAGGAAAAUUCAGGACAUGACUCCCAUUCCGACUGACUAUCCUCACGGAAGCAAGCAGCCAGUUAUCAUUCUGACAACGAGAUACUACCAGGAUCCCACUGCGUCGGUGGCGCACUGGAAGCGCUUCAUGGAGCGAGACGUUGACCGGGAAAUCAAGAGGCGGGUGUUGGAGGAGACCGGGUUUAAGGACGACGACUUGCGCUGGGUCACUGUUGUCGAUCCGUUCUUUCAGUACUCUGUGGUGUACAAGAAUCCCAGGAACUAUGCCCUCUGGCCUGAGACCGGCAGGCCGCCUGAGAGUGAUGGAGCCGAAGAGAAGGCGGAUGGAGGCAAGGAAGUAGAGAAGGGAGACAAUGCGGAUGGAUACAAGGCAGUGGAGAAGGGAGACAACGAGUACGGAGUUAAGAAGGAGGAAGGCGACAAAGCGGAGUAG